AGCUUAGUUGGCUGGCCAUUAAUAUAGUUCCACUGACUGCCUGUGCUUCGGUUUGGCCCUGUUGACGUUUAAAAAAUAAUUAUCUGAAUUUGKUUUAAAAACAUUCACAAUGCCAACAAUUAAACUGCAAAGUUCAGAUGGGGAGAUCUUUGAGGUGGAUGUGGAAAUAGCAAAGCAGUCUGUGACAAUAAAGACAAUGCUGGAAGAUUUGGGUAUGGAUGAUGAAGGAGAUGAUGAUCCAGUCCCCCUCCCGAAUGUGAAUGCGGCUAUCCUCAAGAAGGUGAUCCAGUGGUGCACCCACCAUAAAGAUGAUCCCCCUCCCCCUGAGGAUGACGAGAACAAGGAGAAAAGGACGGAUGACAUACCCGUCUGGGACCAGGAGUUCCUCAAAGUGGACCAAGGGACCCUCUUCGAACUUAUUCUAGCRGCAAACUAUUUAGACAUCAAAGGACUGCUAGAUGUCACCUGCAAGACGGUGGCCAACAUGAUCAAAGGAAAGACCCCAGAGGAGAUCAGGAAGACGUUCAACAUCAAAAAUGACUUCACAGAGGAAGAGGAAGCCCAGGUACGCAAGGAGAACCAGUGGUGUGAAGAGAAAUAGAGGAGGAUGCUGCCAACACUAACACACUGAAAGGAUUGUUCCAGUAAUUGGUUGCACUGCGUUGUUCAUACUUGUUAAUAUUACAUUUAGUCUAUUAGAGUGACAGAUCUCCCCCCGUGUACUCAUAGCAUGACCAUUUCCAUUGCUUGUAUGGUGCGAAAUAAUAAAAAUAGUAGCUAUUUCAUGUUUUUACACAUUUUACUUCACUUUAUAUUCACAUGAGAGUCUGGGUAUUCUUUCCAAUUUUUAGAGUAGAUGCACCGCUCUCCCUGUUUUCAAUUGCUAUAGUAUUUUUUAUUGUAAAUGUUUAUAUAUAUUUUUUGUUGAGUCAACUGAAAUGAUGGCUCAAUGCUCAAUUUUGUAAUUGCAGACUCUUCUGUGCCGUUGUUUUAACGUCAACUUAGGGAGACAAGCGUUCAUAGGACAUUUGAAGUGGGGGUGAAUGUGUGAAAUGUCCUGUGGACUGGAAAUACUUGUUGAAGUGUGUGUGCUGUCUUUCACACAACUUAUGGUAUUUACCUAUUGAGAUUGGAUUGGAAUCUUUUCUCAGUUCUGCUCUGAAGACGAAAUUUAGGAUUACUAUUCAAUUCUAGGAGUAAGUAAAUUAAUUAAAAGAAUGUUGUCUGUC
Molecule: messenger RNA, 1229 nt
Organism: Salvelinus sp. IW2-2015
Lineage: Eukaryota; Metazoa; Chordata; Actinopteri; Salmoniformes; Salmonidae
Product: S-phase kinase-associated protein 1
Biological process (GO): SCF-dependent proteasomal ubiquitin-dependent protein catabolic process
Cellular component (GO): cytoplasm; nucleus
Molecular function (GO): cullin family protein binding
Source: RefSeq, a predicted model, not a curated record